Molecule: messenger RNA, 4647 nt
Organism: Tachysurus vachellii
Lineage: Eukaryota; Metazoa; Chordata; Actinopteri; Siluriformes; Bagridae
Gene: epha2b
Product: eph receptor A2 b
Exons: 17
Coding region: 81-3017 (978 amino acids)
Biological process (GO): protein phosphorylation; axon guidance; cell surface receptor protein tyrosine kinase signaling pathway
Cellular component (GO): neuron projection; plasma membrane
Molecular function (GO): transmembrane-ephrin receptor activity; protein binding; ATP binding
Source: RefSeq, a predicted model, not a curated record
GUGUCCGAUAAGCGCAACUGGUAGAGCAGCUCGUUUCCGCGUGGAGUUUCUCACAGAUAUUUACUGACUCCGGACACAGAAUGGAUUACCGGUGGAUAAAACCAAUUUUUUUUCUCAAUGUAUUUAUGAACUGCGUAUUUAUUUCUCUUCAAAAUAAAGAAAAGGUGCUUUUGGACAUGGUGGAAUCUGGAGGAGAGUUGGGCUGGCUGACAUGGCCCGACCAGAACGGAUGGGAGAUAAGCCAGCAGCCAGUUAAUGGCACCUUCCGCUAUAACUACUUCGUUUGCAAUGUGGAAGCCCGAGAGCAGGACAACUGGCUACGUACCACCUUCAUUCAGCGUCACCCCGCCGCCACACGGGUGUUUGUGGAGAUUCACUUUUUCGUGCGGGACUGCAAUUCUUUCAGUGCAGACUCCCUUACCUGCAAAGAAACCUUCAACCUAUACACUUCUGAAGCUGAUGCUGACAUCGGUACUAGCUUCCGCAAGGGCCAGUUUCGCAAGGUGUCAACUAUUGCACCAGAUGAAGUCUCUGAUUUAGGAAAUAUGAGGAUCAAUAUAGAGACAAAGCCGGUGGAGAAUCUUUCCCGCAAAGGCUUUUAUUUGGCCUUCCAGGACAUUGGGGCUUGUGUAGCUAUCUUCUCUGUAAGGGUUUAUUACAAAACAUGUCCCGCCACAGUGAAGAGCUUGGCAACAUUCCCUGAGACAGUCGCGGUGCCUCAGGACGAGAAAAAGACACUGCGUGAGGUGGUGGGGGCUUGUGUGGAAAAUGCUGUGAGUGAGGACCAGCCACUCAUUUACUGCACUCAGGAUGGAGAAUGGGUGGUGCCUGUGGGCAAGUGCCAAUGCAGCCCUGGUUAUGAAGUUGUAGACGACACAUGCCAUGAGUGUAAGGCAGGCUUUUUUAAGGCCUCAGUGUCCAAUGAAGCCUGUAAGCCAUGUCCAGAGAACACCCACAUCUCGAGUCCUGGCGCUCUGAGCUGUCCCUGCUUGGAGGGGUUUUAUCGAGCUCCAGAGGACCCUCUGACAGUUGCGUGCUCAGGCUUACCUUCCUCUCCUAAAUCAUUGACCGCUACCACAACUCAGAUGGCCACUGGGAAGCUGGAAUUGUCCUGGAGUCCACCAGGAGAUACAGGAGGACGCUCUGAUAUUACUUAUAACGUGGAAUGCGAACGCUGCGAGGGCAGUGUGUGUCAGCCAUGCGGAGAUAAAGUACGUUACGAUCCCAGCAAUAUUGACAUAAAGGAGACCUCUGUGAUCGUUGGUGAACUGGAGCCACAUCUGAACUACACAUUCACAGUGGAGGCUCGGAAUGGUGUUUCCCAGCUCAGCUCUCAGAGAGCCACCAGCACCAUCAGAACUGCCCUGCAAUACAUAGGCCCUCCAAGUGUAACUGGAAUGCAUUUGGUAGAAAGGAGCUCUAAGACCCUGUCAUUGUCUUGGUCCGUGUCUCGCCGAGCCAAUCCCAGCAACUUCCGCUAUAAGCUCAUGUACUGCGAGAAGGAUAAGGAUGAGGCGAAGACCGGUAAAACGUACACUGUGCUGGUUCUGGAUAAGAACUUUGUUGACAUCAAAGAUCUUUCUCCAUCCACAGUUUAUCUUUUUCAAGUUCAAGCUCUUAGCCAUGAAAGCAACGUGGGCAGCAAUAGUGUCGAGGAGGAGUUUUCAACACUGCCAGAAGUUGGAAACACAGCAGUGAUUCUUGGAGCAGUGGCAGGAGGAGGUGCCAUACUCUUCAUCGUGCUGGUAGUCCUGCUCCUGUGCAAACGCCGAAAAAAAUCACACACAAGGCAAGGACCGGAGGACGCUUAUUUCUCCAGCUCAGAGCAACUGAAGCCUCUUAAGACUUACGUUGAUCCUCAUACAUACGAAGACCCCAACACGGCUGUGCUUAAGUUUGCCAGCGAGAUUCAUCCGAGUCACAUCACCAAGCAGAAAGUCAUUGGAGCAGGUGAGUUUGGAGAGGUUUUCCGAGGCAUCCUGAAAGCUCCUGGACGAAAAGAGGCAGCGGUGGCCAUUAAGACGCUGAAGCCAGGUUACACUGAGAAACAGAGGCAGGACUUCCUAAGUGAGGCCAGCAUCAUGGGCCAGUUCUCUCACCAAAACAUUAUUCGCUUGGAGGGUGUGGUUACCAAAUUCAAACAUGCUAUGAUCAUUACUGAGUACAUGGAAAAUGGUGCAUUGGACAAAUAUCUGAGGGACCACGAUGGUGAAAUGUCAUCCUUCCAGUUAGUUGGCAUGCUCCGUGGCAUUGCGGCAGGCAUGAAGUACCUCUCAGACAUGAGCUAUGUACACAGAGACCUGGCUGCUCGAAACAUCCUGGUCAACUCCAACCUGGAGUGCAAAGUUUCCGACUUCGGUCUGUCCCGGGUUCUGGAGGAUGAUCCAGAGGGCACUUACACCACUAGUGGAGGAAAAAUUCCCAUUCGCUGGACAGCUCCAGAGGCUAUUGCUUACAGGAAGUUCACCUCGGCCAGUGAUGUUUGGAGCUUUGGCAUAGUCAUGUGGGAGGUAAUGGCGUUUGGAGAGAGGCCCUACUGGGACAUGAGCAACCACGAGGUGAUGAAGGCCAUUAAUGAAGCGUUCCGCCUGCCUGCUCCGAUGGAUUGUCCUUCUGCUGUGUACCAGCUCAUGCUACAGUGUUGGUUGCAGGAUCGUUCAAAAAGACCUCGUUUCCAGGAUAUCCUCAGCCUACUUGACAAACUCCUAAAGAGUCCUGAAUCUCUCAAAACCAUCGCGGACUUUGACCCCCGAGUUUCUAUCCGGCUUCCAAGCACCAGUGGCUCUGACGGCUCUCCCUUCAGGUCUGUGUCUGAAUGGCUGGAGUCUAUUAAGAUGAGCCAGUACAGCGAAAACUUCAGCAUGGCAGGCAUCGUUAGCAUGGAGCAGGUGCUGCAGAUGAAGAGCGAGGAUAUCCGUAACAUCGGCGUCCGCCUGCCAGGACACCUGAAAAGGAUCGCCUACAGUAUCUUGGGACUUAAGGACCAGACUAGCACCCUGAGUGUAUUUGCUGUGUGAGGCACUCGCCACUACAUGGACCACCAAAACUCUCUAGCUGACUUGAGAAAACUCGGAACUGAAAGCUACCCUGGCCUUGGGCUGCGGCGACAGCCUUACAACCUGGGCUCUACCACCCUCCAGCUUAACAAGAUGGACUCUCAUUGCAAUGGAGCCUUAUAGCAGAUUUGAUAUAAGUAUCAAAAUUGGAGGAGAAGGGUGGACAAAGUAAAAACACGCAAACGACAUAUCAGUCAGAAUGUUUAUAUUGGUAACCUAUUUUUACAAAACAUUGUUUUAUUUUUUCAAGAGAAGUAAUGCUUUCUUGGCAGGAAGCUCUGAAUCUAAUCAGCAAUCAUGCAGAAAAUCAGAACUAUCAUUCUUCCAGAGGUUGGGCAUUUGUCAUGUCUAAUUUUGAUUGAUCUUUCAGUUUACUUUGUGCUGUGGCACCAUGUCAUUCUCAUUCUCAUCUCAGCGUGAUCCUUAACAUGCUGAUAAGGAGGAAGCUCAGUGAAUCUGAUGGUCUUCAUUUGAGGUGAUGAUUGCAGGACAGUCUAUGAAAAGCAGAAUACAACACAGGCCAUAAAGGGUCCUGUUGUAAUGUGGGCUGGCCAUUGGUUUGAUGGUUAGAAGUAAGUUUGACAUAGUGCAGUAGCUUUACAUUUCUAUGCUUUUAAAGAAAUGGCAAGGUUAAAGUUCAGUCUUAAUUCACUGUGCUUUCAGCAAGCAUGAGCAAUACAAAAUGAGCACUUAAAUGCUAAAUAUUUCAGUGGCUGAACGGAUUCAGCUUAAGUGCUGGGCUUUUCUUUAUCUCGUGUUUCAUUUAAUAAUUAUUUUCCUGUGACAUUCAGUAGAAUACUUGAGGUUAUAAUUCUGCAGUGUCAUAUCAGAUGUAAUCUUUCUGUUUGUAUUAUGUGUGGACCAAAUGAUAGUCCAAACAAGCAAAAAGAAACUGCAAGAAGUCCAGGAGCAGUAGUAGUAGUUGUAAUAUAUCUGAAUAAGAGAUCAAUUUGUAUUUUUGUAUAUUGUACUUUUCGGCACAUUCAUAUAAUGCAGAUUUCCUGGGUUUUUUAUGGAACCAAUAGUUAUAGAAUGAAAUGCUUUAACAUGCAUCGACUACAUUGUAUAAGACUUUGCAAAACUGUCUUGUUUGGUUAAAACCUUUGCUUUCCUUUAAUUUCUGGAUAGUAAUGGGAAUAUGUCUUGGUAUGAUAUGGUAUAUGGCCUUGUAGUGCCUCGCCAUAGGAGUUCUUUUAAUUCCUACUAAAUCUAGAAAUUGAAUGCAAGUGAAUUUAUCCAACAAUUAUUGGUUUUGUUGCUGUUUAUUCUGCGAGUGUGAUAUCUGGAUAUUCACACAAAAAAGCAAACGUAAUUGCAAUUUUGAAUUUAUUUUUUGAAUUAUUUUUAAUGUUUAAUAUUCCUCUGUCUUGCUUUCUUACAUUCAUUGUGUUAAGAAAAAAAAUGGCCUACAAAGCCUCACACAUUGGCAUGUUCUCUCCUAAAAGAAAUAUUUGGCAAACUGUCUUGUACUUUAUUUAAUAGUGUAUUUAUUUUUCUUUUAUUUAUUACUGUUAAAACUUUGAGCUGGGAUUUUUUUUGUAAUUGAUGUUAUCGGUCACAAUAAAAAUCUUUGUAGUCUUCUGUCAUUGAA